Arachis stenosperma is the source of this 477-nucleotide messenger RNA. RefSeq names its product putative F-box protein At1g67623. NCBI's taxonomy places the organism in Eukaryota, Viridiplantae, Streptophyta, Magnoliopsida, Fabales, Fabaceae. The coding region runs from base 1 to 477 and encodes 158 amino acids. The transcript has a single exon. The record is from RefSeq and is a predicted model, not a curated record.
AUGGUUGCAUCGAAUUUGAUUGAGGAUCUGUUCAACAUGCAGGCGACGUGUAAGGAGUUCCUGGGUGCGGCAACUUCAGAUGAUGUAUACAAGCAUGCGACGAUGUCGUAUAAACCGUUAGCGCACUUUUUACUUCACCUCGACGGGCCUGAAAAGAGAUUCCUUGAUCGCUGCGUGGAAGUAGGAAAUGUGGAUGCUAUACUCCGACAUGGGUUCGUGGAGUAUCUCCAGUUUGGCCAUCGUGACAAAGGGAUGGAACUGCUUGCUAGGGCCUCAACAGAGGGCAACGUCGAAGCAGGUUACCUGUGUCCUAUGUUGCUAAUGUUUGAUCACGAAGAGGAGGAAGAAGUGAAAAUGGGUGUUCAAAUGAUGGAAGUUAUCCGUAUUUCUAGGAAGCUCGAGAGCUGCAGCAAGUUCUUCAGGGGCAUUUCCAAUGAUGCCAUUGUGCUCUUAUUAGAAAUGUUUGCAUCUGAAUGA